AUGAGCAAGCCUCCAGAAACCCCAGCUUCCCCACGACAGCCCCGGAUCUCUGGCCCCCAGCUGCAGCCCCACUCACAAGGCCCCGCGUAUCACCAAGAGGCCCCAGGGGGACAUCAUGGGCCCCGGCGAAUGCUUGGGGCAAGGGAAGGGAAGGGGGCCACCGUGCUGGUCGUCGGGACAGGAAGUAAAGCAUGGGAGAUCCCUGCUGCCCCGUUCAGCACCUCCUCCAACUUCAGUGAGAGUGUACAGUGGGAGCCCUCCUGCCAUCACAGCUCCCUUCAGGGGGGGAUGAGCAUCACAGCAGACAUGCCCCCGAGGCUGGAGGGCACUUGGGUGUCCACAAGGUGCGAGGCACGGCCCGGUCCAGAGUUCCUGACCCGCUCCUACACCUUCCACGCCAGCCGGCAGUUCAUCGCCCUGCAGCACUACUACAGCGACGGCGGCUGCGAGCGGCCCACCUACACCCUCAGCGUCCGGGGGAAGCUCCGCCUGCGCCAGGCCUCCUGGAUCACCCGGGGCGCCACCGAGGCCGAGCACCACCUCAGCAGGGUGGCCGUGGCGGUCCACAACCCCGCCGCCGUGGGGAAGCUGGUCGACCGACUGGCCCCCGCCUGCGAGGGGCCAGCCGCGCUGGGGCAGAUGGCGGCGGGGCGGGUCUACGAGCUGUACAACACGCGGGCCGGGCGGGCCUGUCUGGCGGCCCUGGGGUUCUCCAUGACGGAGAUGGCUCUGGUGCGGGUGGAGACCCAGCUGCACCACAGCAGCCACGGAGGCAGGAAGGUCCAGGAGCUGUUCCUGGGGGACAUCCACACAGAGUGGACGCAGAGAACCCACCACAGACCCAGCGGGUACCAGCAGCCCCUGCAGAACGCCAUGCACCACGGCCACCCCUGCCCAGUGUGCGCCCUGGUGUAUCGCUCCACAGAACAACGGCCCCCGGUGCUUCCCCGGACCCCCGCGGCCGCCCUGGCCCUGGAGGGCCGCUGGGUCAGCCAACGCUGCGAGGCCCGGCCGUCCGUCCUCUUCCUCACCCGAGACUUCACCUUCCGCCCGGACCGCCACGCCUGGGAGGGGGUCUACCGCCACUACUCGGACCCCGGCUGCUCCCGGGCCACCUUCACGCUCAGGGCCUCGGGCCACUACGCCCUGGGCGGCCCCUCCGCCCGGCUCCCGGGGGCCACCGAGCUGGCCUUCAAGGUGACCCGGGUGAAGCUGACCCCCUGGGACGAGGCGUCGGUGAGGCUGCUGAACGGGACCCGGCCCGGUCACUGCGGCCCGCCGGGGCGCUGGGAGGCGGGGGCGGAGCGGGACGUGACCCCGACGGCCGGGUGCUCCGCGCUGGGCGUCAAGCUGCCGCACAAGGAGUACGAGCUCCUCAAGACGGAGCUGGACCCCUGGAAGCACCCGCUGCUGUUCACCGGAGAGAGGCCCACCGACGGCCAGAGUCCCGACAGGCCCCAGAGGAGGCCCACCUCCUUCCAGCCUCCCAUGUUGCUCUGCGGCCGAGGCAAGGCGUCGCCCACGCGUCGCACCGUCUCCAGUGGCGCCGGCGCCAACGGCCAACAGCAGAUUCAGUUGGCAGCCAGUGGCUCGGUGAGGCUGGCCGGGCUGGGGCUUCUGGCCCUGGGCGCAGCUGGGUGCAGUUGGUUUUGGCUGCAGUGAGGAGGAGCCAUGCUUUGAACAUACAGGCAGCGAUGGUUUCCAAGAAGGUGGUGCCGGCCUUUGUACAUUUUAUCGGCAGCUUUUAUGUUUGCUCCUCAUCUACUUCUUAUUGUGAGAGUUGUUGUCCAGAAGACACGUGAGACAGUGAGGGGUGAACCUGAAGCAGAUUUCCCCCAUGUUGGCGAAGUGGCCAUACCAUCGUUUUAUCAGGCUGACUGUAGUGGAUGACUUCUAUGACAUCUAUGGUGCAUAUUGUAUUUCUGUUAACUGUUCUAAGUGUAUCUAUACAAAAAAGAAAUAUAAGAUUCAAUAUGUGAUAUAACCAUGUGUUUAUGUCUACCGGUCCGCUAAAACGUGCACAGCUCCUUUUUCAUGCUCGAAAGACAAGUGCUGUACAUUUUCCUCCCUGCUAAUACUAUUCCCUAAGAAGGUUGUGAUGGUUGGAGCAAGGACACGUUCAUUCAUCAUCCCAAAGCAAACCUUGGACAUUCCGGAGGAUCCCACGUUUCACCUCAGACAUCCGGGAGAGAAGUGUUUGGAGUUCUGUAAACAAAGGGUUAUCUUAUCCUCGGUAUACACACGUCCACCCCACAAAGUACAGAACCGACACAACUUGAAGAACUCUCUCUUUCAUCGCUUCAAUGCCAGUGCAACAUACAAUGUUUUAGUAGAGUAAAUAUUUGCUUUAUUCUCUCACAAAAUGUACAUAUUUUUUACUUAUCAUAGAUUGCAUUUAAUUACUCUGUUAUAUAUUGACAGCCCAUUCAAUGAAAAUAAGUAUUUAUUCCAUCUAUUUACAUUAUUAUUGAAAAUAUAAGUCAUAUUUUACUGUAGAUGGAGGUUUGUAGAUUUACCAUUUAUGUCAACAUUUUUGUCUUUUUAUAUGAUAUUAAAAUGUAUUUCAAACACUU
Gadus macrocephalus (Pacific cod) is the source of this 2573-nucleotide messenger RNA. Its product is annotated as protein APCDD1-like. Gene Ontology annotation, molecular function: Wnt-protein binding. Gene Ontology annotation, cellular component: plasma membrane. Gene Ontology annotation, biological process: negative regulation of Wnt signaling pathway. The coding region runs from base 1 to 1662 and encodes 553 amino acids. The transcript has 4 exons. Lineage: Eukaryota; Metazoa; Chordata; Actinopteri; Gadiformes; Gadidae. The record is from RefSeq and is a predicted model, not a curated record.